Molecule: messenger RNA, 789 nt
Organism: Drosophila elegans
Lineage: Eukaryota; Metazoa; Arthropoda; Insecta; Diptera; Drosophilidae
Product: lysozyme
Exons: 4
Coding region: 221-712 (163 amino acids)
Source: RefSeq, a predicted model, not a curated record
UCAGUACUUAAACUCGGGUCAGCAGCGUCGCAACGGCGGGCUAGCUUCUCAUCGGAUCCGAUCGGUUGUGCAAAUCAUAUGUAUUUGAAAGCACGCCAUCACGGAACGCGGUAAGAAGAUACAGAUACUCGUACACAUACUCGUACUCGUACUCCGCUCAACAAACUCGUUUCCUGUUGCCGCGAUCGCUGUUGUUCUGCGUUAAUUAGCUUUUCAGAUAAUGAAAACUCUUUGUCUAUGGCUUAUGCCAGUGCUGAUCCUGCUGCUGCUGGGAUCGAAGCAAGUGGAAUCCAAGAAAUAUCAGCGAUGCGAACUCACACAUGUGCUGGUGGAUAAAUACAACUUCGACAAGUCUUUCAUCUCCAACUGGAUCUGUCUGGUGGAGCACGAGAGUGAACUGAAUACCAGCAAAAUAACAUACAUGGAAAACAAAAGCAAGAACUACGGUCUGUUCCAGAUCAACAGCAGGGGCUAUUGCACUGAGGGAAAAAAAGGAGGGCAGUGCAAUAAGAAAUGUGAAGAUUUCUCCAAUGACGAUAUAGGCGACGACAUUGCCUGUGCCAGAAUGAUCCAGGAACGCGAGGGCUUCAAGUACUGGAAGGGCUGGGAGCGCUCCUGCCGCAACCAACAGAACCUGCCCAAUCUUCGAGUGCUUUGCAACCUGCGCAGCCAGUCGCCUUCGCGGUCAGCUCGCGGCUUCAUCCCGGGCUGAACACCUAUUCCUGUGUACUAUUUGAACAUCAAACUGAACAGAUACAUAAAUAUUUAGCAUGUGAAUGCUUUGCAUAA